UCAAAAGCGAACGCGGACGUGUGUCGGUCGGUGCUGCCGUCGCUCGCAACGCCUACGCUUUCGUUCUCUGUGUGCGUUUUGUGAUUGCAAAAAGCAGCAGCAACAGCAACAGCAAAAGGCAAGAAAAUUAAACAAAAAAUUUUCUUCUCGCGUGUGUGGAUGUUUGCUAAGCAGCGCGUCAAAAACAGUUUUCAUAAAAAGCGUCCAAUCAGGGAACAAUUUUCUGUUUUCUUUUCGUUGCUGUUGUUGUUUUUCAUUUACAGUUUUGUUUUUAAUCGGGCACAGCUGCUGGCAACACAUACAUAAGUCAUAGACGCCAGCAACGCCUCCGCCAUGCGCAGCACAAGCAGCAGCGGCAAUAACAACAGCCAAACCAGCAGCAGCAGCAGCAGCAACAACAACAACAACAAAAACUUUAACAACAACCGAUGAUUGCCUGAGGCAUAAGAAUACUAUCAGAAAGAGAGAGAGAGAGAGAGAGAGAGAGAGAGAGAGACAGCCAGUUGGAGCGAGUGGGCGAGAGACCGAGCACACUUGAAGGCAACACAUCAAAACCCGCCGUAUUACAACCAAAGACGCUGACCAAAAUUAUAUAAAAAUAACCAAAAAUGUUGAUCAAAGAGUACCGCAUACCACUGCCCCUCACCGUCGAGGAGUACCGGAUCGCCCAGCUGUAUAUGAUAGCGAAAAAGAGCCGCGAGGAAAGCCAUGGUGAAGGCAGCGGCGUCGAGAUCAUGAUCAAUGAGCCCUAUAAAGAUGGACCCGGCGGCGAUGGGCAGUACACGAAAAAGAUCUAUCACGUGGGCAGCCAUUUGCCAGGCUGGAUAAAAAGUCUGUUGCCAAAGAGUGCACUGACCGUCGAGGAGGAGGCAUGGAAUGCCUAUCCAUAUACGCGAACACGCUACACCUGUCCCUUUGUGGAGAAAUUCUCGCUGGACAUUGAGACCUAUUACCAUCCGGACAAUGGCUUUCAGGAUAAUGUGUUUCAGCUAUCCGGCAGCGAUCUGCGCAAUCGCGUUGUGGAUGUAAUUGAUAUUGUCAAGGAUCAGUUGUGGGGCGGCGAUUAUGUAAAGGAGGAGGAUCCCAAGCAUUUUGUAUCGGAUAAGACGGGACGCGGUCCGUUGGCCGACGAUUGGCUGGAGGAGUAUUGGCGCGAGGUGAAGGGCAAAAAGCAGCCAACGGCACGCAACAUGUCCCUGAUGACCGCCUACAAGAUCUGUCGCGUCGAAUUCCGCUAUUGGGGCAUGCAAACCAAGCUGGAGAAAUUCAUACAUGAUGUGGCGCUGCGCAAGACAAUGCUCCGAGCCCAUCGCCAGGCCUGGGCGUGGCAAGAUGAGUGGCAUGGCCUAACCAUUGAGGAUAUACGCGAGCUGGAGCGCCAAACCCAGCUGGCCCUGGCCAAGAAAAUGGGCGGUGGCGAGGAGUGCAGUGAUGACAGCACCUCGGAGCCAUAUGUGAGCAGCGCAACAACGGCCCCAUCUUUGGGCACCAGUGAGCGCAAGAAGUCUGCGCCGGCAUUGCCGCCCAUUGUCACACAACAACCACCGAGCGCCGAGGCCAGCUCCGACGAGGAGGAGGAUGACGAUGAUGAUGAGGACGAGAAUGACGGGGUCGGCACUAAUGUGGAGCUGGGCGCUGCUCAAAGCAGCAGCAAUCAACGCUCGCGUUCCCAGAGCAUUCAGUUGGCCAACAAGGCCAAGUUUGGCUCAAAAGGUGCCCUACAUUCGCCAGUGGGAUCUGCACACAGUUUUGAUUUGCAGAUUCCGUUCCAUGAGCUGCCCAAAAAAUCGCAUGCAAAGCCAGCACCACGCAGACAUGUGGCCAACUGGCGAAUGGAGCGUCUUGAGGUGGACUCCAAAUCGAACUCAGACGAGGAGUUCUUUGAUUGUUUGGACACAAACGAAACGAACUCGUUGGCGAAAUGGAGCUCACUCGAGCUGCUGGGUGAGGGCGAUGAUAGUCCACCGCCGCAUGGCGGCUGUUCCAGCGGCAGUGCUGGGGGCGUUGGCGGCAUCGCUGGACGCCAUAAACAAGAUGACAGCAUAUUUAAUCAGGACUUUUUAAUGCGCGUCGCUUCGGAGCGCGGCAACAAGCGUCAGUUACGCUCCUCGGCCAGCAUCGAUCGUAGUCACGAUUCAUCACCGCCGGGCUCACCGAGCACCCCAUCUUGCCCCACCACCAUAUUGAUGCUGGUGGUGCACGCUGGCAGUGUGUUGGAUGCAGCCAGCGAGCUAACCGCCAAAAAGUCGGAUGUAACAACAUUUCGAGGUUCAUUUGAGGCCGUUAUGCGUCAGCAUUAUCCCAGUCUCCUGACGCAUAUGACCAUUAAGAUGGUACCGUGCCCCUCGAUUUGUACCGACGCACUUGGCAUACUGUCCAGCCUCAGCCCGUAUUCGUUUGAUGCGUCACCCUCGGCAACGGAUAUACCAAAUAUAGCGGAUGUGCCAAUUGGAGCCAUACCGCUAUUGGCCGUGGCCUCUCCAGAAUUCCAGGAGACAGUCAACAAGACCGUGGCCGCUGCCAACAUUGUCUAUCAUGAGUUCCUCAAGUCGGAAGAGGGUCAUGGCUUUUCCGGCCAAAUAGUUAUGUUGGGCGACUCAAUGGGCUCCCUGCUGGCCUACGAAGCAUUGUGUCGUUCCAAUGGCAGCCAGUCAAAUGCCGCCAAUCAGACAGCGGGUCACGGCUCGAUUAGCGCUGGCGGCGGCGAUUGCAGCCGCAUGUCCCGCAUGGAUGAUGAUGAGCGUUUCAUUGACUCCGAUUUGGAUGCGAAACGCUUGCUGGUAGCACCAUCGCCGCGACGUCGUCGCUCCAGUUCCUCAAGCGAUUCACGUGCCACCAAAUUGGACUUUGAGGUCAGCGAUUUCUUUAUGUUCGGCUCACCGUUGUCUGUUGUGCUUGCCGCACGAAAACUGCAUGAUGCCAAAGCGGCGCUGGCUCGUCCCAAUUGCCAUCAGGUAUAUAAUCUGUUCCAUCCAACCGAUCCAAUUGCCUCACGCCUCGAGCCGCUACUAAGUGCACGCUUCUCCAUACUGUCGCCGGUCAAUGUGCCACGCUAUGCCAAAUAUCCGUUGGGCAACGGACAGCCGCUGCAUUUAUUGGAGGUAAUACAAUCGCAUCCGCAGCAUUUUAAUGAUGGCAACAAUUUGCUGUCCAGCAGACGCCUUUCGGAUGCAUCGAUGCAGAGCACCAUUUCGGGUCUCAUUGAGAAUGUUUCGCUUAGUACUAUACACUCCCUUCAGAACAAAUGGUGGGGCACAAAGCGCUUAGAUUAUGCGCUUUAUUGUCCAGAGGGCUUAAGCAAUUUUCCGGCACACGCACUGCCGCAUUUAUUCCAUGCCAGCUAUUGGGAGAGUCCCGAUGUGAUUGCUUUUAUAUUGCGCCAAAUUGGCAAAUUCGAGGGCAUACCGUUUGUGGGCUCGCACGAUGACAAGGACAACACCACAUCAUUUCAUCCGGGGCAGCCGCGCGAGAAGUGGAUCAAGAAGCGUACAUCCGUCAAGCUAAAGAAUGUGGCGGCCAAUCAUCGGGCCAACGAUGUCAUUGUGCAGGAGGGGCGCGAACAGCGUUUAAAUGCGCGCUUCAUGUAUGGACCGCUCGAUAUGAUAACGUUGCAUGGGGAGAAGGUGGACGUGCACAUUAUGAAGGAUCCACCGGCUGGCGAAUGGACAUUCCUAACUACCGAAGUGACCGACAAAAAUGGACGCAUCUCGUACAGCAUUCCCGACCAACUGUCUCUCGGCUAUGGCAUUUAUCCGGUCAAGAUGGUGGUGCGCGGCGAUCACACAUCUGUCGAUUGCUAUAUGGCGGUGGUUCCCCCGCUGACCGAGUGCGUUGUAUUCAGUAUUGAUGGCUCCUUUACGGCAUCCAUGUCGGUGACUGGGCGUGAUCCAAAGGUGCGCGCCGGUGCAGUCGAUGUCUGUCGCCAUUGGCAAGAGUUGGGCUAUUUGCUUAUCUAUAUCACCGGACGGCCGGAUAUGCAACAGCAGCGUGUUGUCUCCUGGCUCAGCCAGCACAAUUUUCCACAUGGCCUAAUUUCGUUCGCCGAUGGACUCUCCACCGAUCCGCUGGGCCACAAGACCGCCUAUCUCAAUAAUCUCGUGCAAAAUCAUGGAAUCUCAAUUACCGCCGCUUACGGCAGCAGCAAGGAUAUUAGCGUCUACACCAAUGUGGGCAUGCGACCCGAGCAGAUCUUUAUUGUUGGCAAGGUGGGCAAGAAACUGCAAUCGAAUGCAACUGUGCUCAGCGAGGGAUAUGCCGCCCAUUUGGCUGGUCUACAGGUGGUCGGUGGCUCCCGCCCGGCCAAGGGUAAUGCCCGUAUGGUUAUACCACGUGGCUGCUUCAAUCUGCCUGGACAAUCGGCAAAUCCGCGACGCAGAAGCAACGAGACGGGCCUUUCAUCACCGAUUCGCAGUGGCUAUCUAAAGCGCAAGACCUAUCUGAGCCAUCACUAGGUCCCAGCAGGAGGGAGCUAAGCCAAAAGAGACAGAGACAGAGAGAGAGAAAGGAGUAUCGUAUUUUAGUUUAUAUAGCAUAUGCUGAACGAUCGAUAAGAAACGCAACCAGCAACUCUCGCAAUUACCAGCCACAUGCAAUUUGCAAUCAACUAUAUAUAUAGAUAUAUAUCUAUUACGAUAUCAAUGUGUAAACCUACCUAACAAGUGCUUCUCGAACGUGUUUAGAUGACCUGCAGUAAAUACCCAAUUACCAUCAUAAUUAUAUAAUAUUGGAUCAGCAACAACAACAACAACAACAAAACAUCUCAGCAUCGAUGCCACCAUAAACCACAUCUGUGUAUAAAACAUAAAACACUUAUAUUAUGCGCAAUAUAUAGCAAAUUAUAUGGUGUAUAUACAAAAUACAAUAAUCAAAAAAAAAAAAAAAAAAAAAAAA
Molecule: messenger RNA, 4890 nt
Organism: Drosophila virilis
Lineage: Eukaryota; Metazoa; Arthropoda; Insecta; Diptera; Drosophilidae
Gene: rdgB
Product: retinal degeneration B
Biological process (GO): phospholipid transport
Cellular component (GO): cytoplasm
Molecular function (GO): phosphatidylcholine binding; phosphatidylcholine intramembrane carrier activity; phosphatidylinositol transfer activity
Source: RefSeq, a predicted model, not a curated record